Messenger RNA from Alternaria burnsii, 399 nucleotides. RefSeq lists its product as uncharacterized. The record is from RefSeq and is a predicted model, not a curated record. NCBI's taxonomy places the organism in Eukaryota, Fungi, Ascomycota, Dothideomycetes, Pleosporales, Pleosporaceae. The transcript has a single exon. Bases 1 to 399 code for a protein of 132 amino acids.
AUGCAGAAGCAUGCCUCUGUCAGAGGGUAUAUCGUCGCCAUCGUCCUCUUUAACUGCAACACAGAAGCAGCGUCCACAAGCAUCUUGAGCAGUACGACGCGUUCAGCCGAGCCCAUGAUGUCAAUCGAAAGUAACCCGCAAGUCAACGAUGGUGUUAAGCGCGGCACCAGUCCCGGUGCAAUCGCAGGUACCGUCAUCGGCAGUAUGGCCGGUGCUCUGGCCGUUGUUGGAGCCAUCAUCUUGGGCUUGAAGAGGGACAAAAAUAUGAGAAAGGGUAAAUCAGGCGCCAGUGACUCUGAAGAUACGCCAGUUUCCGCGCCGGCUGCACCAGUAGCGGUGCAAUAUGACAACGAGAAGUACAGAAGGAGUAAUCUACCGCAGUGGGUCGUACGAAAAUGA